This is a messenger RNA of Penaeus vannamei (Pacific white shrimp), 2562 nucleotides long. Lineage: Eukaryota; Metazoa; Arthropoda; Malacostraca; Decapoda; Penaeidae. The record is from RefSeq and is a predicted model, not a curated record.
CAGGCGAUCACGCUGCGGGAGAGAAACUCCUUCGGGACAUCAAAGAAGGCUUGGAGAAGAUCGACGCCCAGCUGAUGCGCCUUUUGGACAUCGUUGCUCCGCCCACAACCACGCCCGCACCCACCACACCCGUUCCCUUGAAUUCAUCCACUACAACCUCUGGUUCUCCGGCUGUGACCACUGACUCGACGGCUACAACAGAUUCUUCAAAUACAACUACUAAUGCUUCAGUUACAACCACAGAUUCGACGGCUACAACCACGAAUUCUUCAGCUACAACCACUGACCCUCCGGUUACAACAAUUUCUUCAAAUACAACUACUAAUGCUUCAGAUACAACUACAGAUUCGACGGCUACAACCACGAAUUCUUCAGCUACAACCACUAACUCUUCUAUCAUAACAGACCCUUCGGCUACAACUGCCGAAUCCACAAAUUCUUCAACUAUAACCACAUAUCCCUCGGCUAUAACCACUGACUCUUCAAUCAUAACCACAGACCCUGCGGAUUUAACUACAAAUUCUUCAGCAACAACCACAAAUUCCUCAGCUAUAACCACUGAGUCUUCUGCUAUAACCACAGAUCCUUCAUCAAUAACCACAAACACUUCGGUUAUAACCACAGACUCUAAGGCUACAACGACAAAUUCGUCAGCUAUAACCACAGACUCUUCUGUUAUAAUAGAUCCUUCAUCCAUAACCACAGACCCUUCGACUAUAACUGCUGACCCUUCCGUCACAACUACAAAUUCUUCAGCUACAACCAUAGAUCCUUCGACUAUAACCAAUGACUCUUCUGUUAUAAUCACAGACCCAUCGUCUAUAACCACAGACCCUACGGCUACAACCACAAAUUCUUCAGUUACAGACAUAGGCCCUUUUGCAACAACCGCACAUUCUCCAGCUCCUUCGGUUCCAACCACAAAUUCUUCGGCUACAACAAGCUCUCCAUCUACAACCUUUGAUACUCCAACACCCUCAUCAACAUAUUCAAACACAACCAGAGACUUAUCUUCAAACACAACAGUCCCUUCUGAAACAACUAUAGGUUCUGCAAACACAACAGUUGAUUCUUCUGCAAGCAUAGGUUCUGCAAAUUCAACCUCAGCUCCUUUAUCAACUACAGAUUCUUCUGCAAACUCAACAGCUGAUUCUUCUGCAAACUCAACAGUUGAUUCUUUUGAAAGCACAAGUUCUGCAAAUACAACCUCAGAUCCUUUAUCAACUGCAGAUUCUUAUACAAACACAACAGUUGAUCCUUCUGCAACCACAGAUUCUGCAAAUACAACCUCAGGUCCUCCAUCAGUUGGAAGUUCUGCAAACACAACCUCACUUCCGUCAGCCACAACCUUCAAUAAUUUCUCAACGACAAUGCAGGAUUCUUCGACGUCAACUCCUUCGCUCACGUCUGCAGAGUCAGAAUCAGCUGAUACCGAGGAUCAGGAUGGCAAGAUUAGAGACAAGAGGUCAAUCGAGGUCAAUCAUGGGGUCAGCGAGGUCAGGUCAAGUGAGGAGGAUGUAGUGAAUGGGACGAGGACGACUCCACCUGCGAUCUGCAACAAAGAGAACGACCUUUGCACGUGGCUUCUGGAGGUCAUGGAGGGCGUCGAGAAUGUCACCCGGGAGGUCAAGGAAGGCCAUGAGACGAAGGAUACGCUGAAGGAGAUCAAUGCACUCGGUAAAGAACUGCGGCAGGUGGUGGACCAGGUGGAGAGCGACCCGAGAUUCGUAGAGAGUCUUAAGGGGGACGUCUUGGUCUCAGACGUCAGACAACUUCACCAGGGCCUGGGUGAUGCCGAGGGAACUUUGGCCGAGAAGCUGAUAAAGUUAAAUAAGACCAAUCCUUUGCUCUUGAUUCUCCUGGGGGCUAUAGGGGCUGGCAUCCUUCUGGCACUCCUCGUGGUGAGUGCCUUCGCGAUCCACAAGCAGAAGAAUCUGAGGCUGGAGGGAGGUCACGGGAAGAUCAACGGCACGAGCAUCCCUGUCCAGAGCUUCAAGGAGGUGAACGGCUACGACAACCCUUCUUUCCAGCACUCCCCGACCCCCUCCUCCAACCCGAGGUCCUCCUCCAGCCUCCAGCAGUGUCCUCCGCCCACCCUCAUCCCUCGUCCUCGAAGCAGCAUCGAGUCCUACACCCAGCGAGAGACCCCGCGCUCCUCCUUCGACAGCGCAAGCCUCCCGACCGACAACCGUCCUUCCAGUGAUCCUCGAGGAACCUACGACUCGGGGUACAAGAAGACGCCGAGCCCUUACUACAGCGUCCCUCGGCCUCUCGGCGAGACUCGACGCGCGCCCAACGACUCUCGCGAACACCGUCUCUCCGGCAGAAGCGACGACGAAGAGGACUUCCGCGAUCCUUACUCCUUGGAAGGGCGCGGACACAACGUCAAGAGGAUCCACUCGGGUCGCCUCAUGAGGAUCGACCCGUGAAGGAAAAACAAGAGCAAGAAAGAAAGAAAGAAAAAUGGACGUCGGAGAUCAAGAGAAUUUAUUCCUGCUUGAAAAAAAUGGAGGGCGAAGAACUGAAUAAAAAUCAAGAGAAUGUAUUCCUGCUUGAAAAAAA